This is a messenger RNA of Racocetra fulgida, 1343 nucleotides long. NCBI's taxonomy places the organism in Eukaryota, Fungi, Glomeromycota, Glomeromycetes, Diversisporales, Gigasporaceae. The record is from the annotation of a GenBank genome assembly.
AUGGCUAAUGAACAUCCACAAUCCAACCUUUCUCAUGCUGAGAAAAGUCUAACUUUUCAAUCAACACAACAAAGCUUAUAUAGCUCAGCAUUUGGACAUUCAUUUCUUUCCUCAUCGCCUCCACCUCGGAGUUCUAAAAGUACUAAUCCAGGUUUUGGGGCAUUGACAGAUGAUGAAGAUUGUGAUAAAGCAAUACGAAGUCUCGUUCUUGAGGACUCGCCAAAGGAAUCUAUUGUAUACAAGCCUACGCGUUCAGCAACUUUACCAACAUUACCAUCACAUAAUGAUCACAAUAGUAAUGGAUACUUAACCAAUGUUGCUGCUUCAACGUCAUCUCUUUGGACACCUUCAACAACACCUUUUUCAUCAAAUCCAUUGAACAAUACGGAAGGGUAUUUCUCACCUCAAACUUCCGAUCAAUAUUAUAAUAAUAAUGGCGGCUUAUUUGGAUCUAAUGUUCCUAAUGUUCGAAGAUCUACUACUAUAAGCAGUAUUCAAGGCAAUGGUACCAUACAUGAUGAUACUGGUCAUGUAAAAUUUGAUCAUGGUUUAGGAGGUCCAUUAGAUUAUCGCGACUCUAGUACAUCUACUGGAGCUGUAACGCCAUCUUCGCCUACAAACUAUUUAUCUCAAUCGCAUUUUCAAUAUAGACCUCGAUUAGAUGGAAAUGGUGGAAUAGUGAGUGAUGAUGGAGUUUCUGGGAGUAUGGCAUUAUAUGAUCCAUCAAAUAGUGAUGAAAUUAUACGAGAUAAUGGAAAAUAUACAUCAGGUAAUGACGGUAAGGACUUUAAUAAUGAGUUAAAAUUAGACAUUCGUAGCCUUCAAACUAUGAUGACAGCACCUCCAGGACUAGAUAAUUAUCGUACUAGUGUAAAUUCUAGUAAAAACAUUUUUGCGAGCGACAUGACAGGAAAUGGAGCAGGUGGACCAAUAACUGAUUUAACAAAUUCGUUGAACAGUAUGAAUAUAACUAAUGGUAGCAUAGAAAUUCGUAAAGAGACAUCCCCUGACAUUUCUAAUGUACAAGUAACAGGACAAUCGAUAACUAAUAAACAACCAAAGCCAACAUGGGCUAAUGUUGCCAAAUCAAGACCUCAACCUCCACCACCAGUAAAUACAUCUCAAGAAGUGAUAGGUGGAGCGUAUAGUGCAGCUAUUUCACCUUCAUCAGCAGUUUCACCCACGUAUGCAUCUAGACCAAUGUCAGCACCUACUGGAACUUGGACCAGUAAAAAUAAAAUUGUUGGAACACCUACACCUACAGGUAAUGGGAUUGGUAGUAUUUAUACACCAAAUCCCAUGAUGAGUAUUCCACCAACACCAAGUUCGAGUAAAAAAGAUAU